CGGAAGAAACAAGAGUGCGACGUGAACAUGUUCUUAAACUGGCUCCUAAAGGUGCCUGCUAUGCUGUAGCGAGUGGGGAGAGGAGGACCAGAUUGGGGCACAGAGGAUAAGAGAUGGGGAAGCAAAAGAAAGCAAGGAAGUAUGCGACUAUGAAGCGAAUGCUUAGUCUCCGAGAUCAGAGGCUUAAAGAAAAGGAUAGAUUAAAACCUAAAAAAAAAGAAAAGAAAGAUCCCAGUGCACUCAAGGAAAGAGAAGUCCCCCAACAUCCUUCCUGCUUAUUCUUCCAAUAUAACACACAGCUGGGCCCACCUUACCACAUCCUGGUUGAUACCAACUUUAUCAACUUUUCCAUUAAAGCCAAACUUGACUUAGUACAGUCAAUGAUGGACUGUCUUUAUGCCAAGUGUAUCCCUUGUAUAACUGACUGUGUAAUGGCUGAAAUUGAGAAACUGGGGCAGAAGUAUCGAGUGGCUCUAAGGAUUGCCAAGGAUCCAAGAUUUGAACGAUUACCAUGCACACACAAAGGAACCUAUGCAGAUGACUGCUUAGUGCAGAGAGUAACUCAGCACAAGUGUUACAUUGUGGCCACAGUUGACCGAGACCUUAAACGAAGGAUCCGGAAGAUUCCUGGAGUUCCCAUCAUGUACAUUUCUAACCAUAGGUACAACAUUGAACGGAUGCCGGAUGAUUAUGGAGCCCCUCGGUUCUAAUUCUUAAAAGAUAGAGUUCCUCUGCCUUCCUUUACCAACUUUUUCUGUUGCCGGUUCAUAUUAGCAACAUGCUAUAGCAUAAAUUAUUCUUCUUACCCUCUUCCUGUUAUGAGCUUAGUAUGGUUAAAUACACUCACUUUUUGGUAUUGUUUUGAAAUUGAUAUUUUGUAUCAUUUUAAAUAUUGUUGCAUUUUUGUAUAAAUCAGAUGAUUGCUCAUA
Messenger RNA from Neogale vison (American mink), 929 nucleotides. It is a transcript of the gene FCF1, whose product is annotated as FCF1 rRNA-processing protein. Lineage: Eukaryota; Metazoa; Chordata; Mammalia; Carnivora; Mustelidae. The record is from RefSeq and is a predicted model, not a curated record. The coding region runs from base 114 to 710 and encodes 198 amino acids. Gene Ontology annotation, cellular component: small-subunit processome; nucleolus. The transcript is spliced from 9 exons.